This is a messenger RNA of Musca vetustissima, 916 nucleotides long. RefSeq names its product CUE domain-containing protein 2-A. The transcript has 4 exons. The coding region runs from base 1 to 858 and encodes 285 amino acids. NCBI's taxonomy places the organism in Eukaryota, Metazoa, Arthropoda, Insecta, Diptera, Muscidae. The record is from RefSeq and is a predicted model, not a curated record.
AUGACCAAUUUGGAGAAACAACACGAAUUGGUUAAGAACAGUUUGGUGCAAUUUGUCAGUGCCCAUAUACCGGGUGCUGAUUUCAGUGUGGUCGAUGAAAUUGUCCUGUCGUAUAUAAUUUCCAUUUUGGAGGAAGCCUCCCAGGAUCCGUGCUUUGAUGUAGAGGGUUUUGUGGAAAUGAUGAGCGCCUAUUUUGCCGAAUUUUCUUCGAUUGAUCAGGGCAUCAUAUGCGAUUGGAUAUACAAGUUGGCCAAUGAACUAUUGGAACUACAGAAAAAUCCUGAUAAACAUUCGGCAGCAAAUUUAUCCCUAAAUUCACUUUCCCUUUCGGAUAUAAUACCCGAAUCCAAGUUGAGAGCACGCAAUUCAUCAUCUUCGUCGGAAAAGGACGAAUAUCCGGAAAGCGAUGAAUAUGUAUCCGGUAAUAAUGGUUAUGACAUUAAUGCCAUCUACAGUCAGGAAAUAAAAAUUUUGGAAGAAAUGUUUCCCGAUACACCAUUGAUUGAGAUUAAAUAUUGUAUUACCAUUGCAAAUGGUGACAUUGAUGGGGCAACACAAACUAUAUUACAUCGCCAGGAUACGGGCCAAAGUCUAACCGAUAAAAGUCAUACAGUUGGCCGUAAGAAUGUUGUUGCCGAUGAUACGGAAUUAAAGAAUCGUAUUAUUGCCAGAUAUUCCUAUGUGGAUAAAGACUCAGCCAAACGUGAAUACAAACCAAUGGCACCCAAGGUGGAACCGAAAAAACUGGUACGUUAUAGAGAUAAUAAAAUCGUUUCACUAAAAGGCGAACGUUAUACUGAGGUUAAACGCGACGAAGAAGCUGAGUUAAAAAAACCCAAAAAGCCAAUUCAGCCGUAACUAAAGUGGAUGAAAAUCUAUUACAAAUAUUUUAUAAGAAAGCUGAAAAUCGACAGCU